GCAUUGACAUUCAAGUCCCACGUUGAUGAGUCCCACAACAAAGUCAUGGCAGCCAUUGCAGCGGUCCAAGCCAAUGUUCAAGUGCUGUCGAAUGCGAUGUCUACCCACGCCGAGGCAGUUGACAAGCAGGUGGAGCUACGCAUGCGGAAGGCUGAGACCCAGAUCAAAAAUCAUGAAGAUCGCAUCGGCUCACUUGAGAAGCAGAUUCACUACCUUAUGGAACAGCUACGCUGCGUCAAGUCUGAAGAGCCAGUGGCACCUGCUGCUCCUGCUGGAUUCAACGGACCUCCGAAUGCCACGAUCCUGGUUGUACGUUCCAAAGAAUUGGUUUCUGCCGAGGCCGUGCGUGCGGCUGUCGCGCCUUGGCUGGCGGACUCCAACCUGGACGUUGAAGACUGGGAGAUCACUACUUCAGCCACGACACCGACGAGCAAGAGACACAUCAUUCAGAUCACAGGCAGCGCGGCAUGGGCAGCGAGAUCAGUCCGACAGGCCCUCGGUACGCUCCGCAACAGAGACGGCAGCUGGAGGAAGUUUGUGGUCAAGACGCCGCUUGGCCAGGACACCGACAUCUUUAUCAGUUGGCACCUCCCGAACCUGCAGGCCCAGCAGAUCGACAAGUCUCGCCUAGAGCACCGCGUGCUGGCGCUCUUCCAGGCGCAACGCGAAGAUGAGGGCGGGUGGUCUCUUUAA
Prorocentrum cordatum is the source of this 693-nucleotide messenger RNA. Lineage: Eukaryota; Dinophyceae; Prorocentrales; Prorocentraceae. The record is from the annotation of a GenBank genome assembly.